AUGCGCUUCUUCGCCAUUACCACCGCCGGAACGCUCCUGUUCCAAAGCAGCACCAUCAUGGCCGCCACGGUCGACCUUCAGGCACGAGGCUGCUCCCGCUCUAACACCGGUACACACUGCAUCUCCUCCGACCAGGGUACCCAAGACAACGCUCGCGCCGCACUGAAAGACCUCAUGAGUCAAUGCGGCAACGGCAACCUACCAGGGAACGCCAAACGCGUCUCCAGCAACGCGUACAACGGUAUUGUUGCCUACGCCUGCAAUGGCUUCUGCCGCACUGGCUACAUGCCCUGCCAGGACGCUGAGUGGAGCAUCAACCGCGUCAUCAACAACUGCAACUUUGGCAAGGGUAUGGGAUGGGACAGCCAGGAGACAAGGGGCACGUGGUAUGGCAUUGCGCAUGAUUGGGACAACCCGUGUGGCUAUGGCUACACGGGUCGUGGUGCGACUUACUAG
This is a messenger RNA of Alternaria metachromatica, 456 nucleotides long. RefSeq lists its product as uncharacterized. The record is from RefSeq and is a predicted model, not a curated record. Lineage: Eukaryota; Fungi; Ascomycota; Dothideomycetes; Pleosporales; Pleosporaceae. Bases 1 to 456 code for a protein of 151 amino acids. The transcript has 2 exons.